Messenger RNA from Gastrolobium bilobum, 1948 nucleotides. Its product is annotated as indole-3-acetic acid-amido synthetase GH3.6. The coding region runs from base 1 to 1821 and encodes 606 amino acids. Gene Ontology annotation, cellular component: cytoplasm. The record is from RefSeq and is a predicted model, not a curated record. The transcript has 3 exons. Gene Ontology annotation, molecular function: indole-3-acetic acid amido synthetase activity. Lineage: Eukaryota; Viridiplantae; Streptophyta; Magnoliopsida; Fabales; Fabaceae.
AUGCCUGAGGCACCCAGAGACUACAACCUCUUUGAACAGAACAAGAAAACUCUUGAGUUCAUAGAGGAAGUCACUGCAAACGCUGAUCAAGUCCAGAAGAAGGUCCUCUCAGAAAUUCUCUCCAACAAUGCAAACGUUGAAUACCUGAAAAGACAUGGUCUCAAUGGCCACACAGACCGUGACACCUUCAAGAAACUCUUGCCUGCAAUAACAUACGAGGAUAUCCAACCUGACAUCAACCGCAUCGCCAAUGGUGACACUUCACCAAUCCUAUGCUCCAAGGCCAUUUCAGAGUUUCUCACUAGCUCUGGGACAUCUGGGGGUGAGAGAAAGUUGAUGCCAACAAUUGAAGAAGAACUUGGGAGGAGGAGUUUGCUGUAUAGUCUUUUGAUGCCUGUGAUGAGCCAGUUUGUUCCUGGCCUAGAAAAAGGGAAAGGAAUGUACCUAAUGUUCAUAAAAUCUGAGGCUAAAACACCUGGUGGGAUUGUGGCUCGUCCAGUUCUGACCAGCUAUUACAAGAGUUCCUAUUUUAGAGACAGACCCUAUGACCCUUACACAAACUAUACUAGCCCAAAUGAGACUGUCCUGUGUCCCGAUUCUUACCAAAGCAUGUAUUCCCAAUUGCUUUGUGGUCUUUGUCAAAACAAAGAGGUGCUAAGGGUUGGGGCUGUUUUUGCCUCUGGCUUCAUAAGGGCAAUUAGGUUCCUUGAGAAACACUGGGCCCUUCUUUGCAAUGAUAUUAGAACUGGAACCAUUAACCCCCAAAUCACUGACACCUCAGUGAGAGAUGCUGUCAUGAAGAUCCUGAAACCUGAUCCUAAGCUUGCAGAUUUUAUUCAAACUGAGUGUAGCAAGAGUUAUUGGCAGGGGAUAAUCACCAGGUUGUGGCCCAAUACCAAGUAUGUGGAUGUUAUUGUGACUGGGACAAUGUCACAGUACAUCCCCACAUUGGAUUACUAUAGCAAUGGAUUACCACUUGUGUGCACUAUGUAUGCUUCAAGUGAAUGCUACUUUGGGGUCAACCUCAAUCCUCUUUGCAAACCCAGUGAGGUCUCUUACACUCUCAUCCCUACCAUGUGUUACUAUGAGUUCUUACCUGUGAACAGAAGCAAUGGGGUCACUGAUUCUCUUCAGACACCCAAAUCUCUCAAUGAGAAAGAGCAGAAAGAAUUGGUUGAGCUUGUUGAUGUCAAGCUUGGCCAAGAAUAUGAGCUUGUAGUCACAACUUAUGCCGGACUAUAUCGUUACAGAGUUGGUGAUGUGCUGAGGGUAGCAGGAUUCAAGAACAAAGCACCUCAAUUCAACUUCGUUUGUAGAAAAAAUGUUGUCUUGAGCAUAGAUUCAGACAAGACUGAUGAAGUUGAGCUUCAGAAUGCAAUGAAGAAUGCUGUGACACACUUGGUGCCAUUUGAUGCAGCUGUGGCUGAGUACACUAGCUAUGCAGAUACAACAACAAUCCCAGGACACUAUGUGCUGUAUUGGGAACUCAACCUUAAUGGGACAACCCCAAUUCCUCCCUGUGUGUUUGAGGAUUGCUGCUUAGCCAUUGAGGAAUCACUCAACAGUGUGUAUCGCCAAGGCCGUGUCUCAGACAAAUCAAUUGGGCCACUUGAGAUCAAGAUUGUUGAACAGGGUACCUUUGACAAGCUUAUGGACUAUGCCAUAAGCUUAGGGGCAUCAAUAAACCAGUACAAAACCCCAAGAUGUGUGAAGUUUGCACCUGUUGUGGAGCUGUUGAACUCAAGGGUAAUGUCAAGCUAUUUUAGUCCUAAAUGUCCAAAAUGGGUUCCAGGCCACAAGCAAUGGAUCAAUCAGAAUUGAAGAAUCUAAAGGUGGACAUUAUUAUGUGGUUGGUAGCUUUUCAUGGCGGUUCACGUGAACUGUUUUUGUGGACAUGUUAGGGAGAAAAGUUAAUUACUCUUUUUAGGUUAAUUCUACUUAUUUAGUU